AUGAUCCACGUCCCCAGGAACCGCGUGGACCGCUACGGUGUUCCUGUGCAGCAAGUCACACGGGACAUUGAGAGAGAUACUCUUCUUGCCGCACUGAAGCAUGUCGCAAACUAUGUCGUGCAGCGUGGCCAGACCAUCACAGUCGUGGCAGUGGGCGGCGCUGUCAAUACUCUGCACCUCCAAUCUCGACGUGCCACCCACGAUGUGGACAUAUUCGGUGCCGACUUUAGCAAUAAUGCCCGUGUUCUGUUGGACGAGGCCAUGCAUGAUGCGCAAAGACACUACCGAGGUCUUGGGACGGACUGGCUCAACACGGAAACACAGAUGUGGAUGCCGGGACCAAUCCAUCAACAGCUGACCACGGCAGCCGUGAAGCAAAACAUCAAAGUUUUUGACAUGGCUGGCCUGACGAUCUAUGCGGCCCCAUGGUCGUAUGCCUUUUCCGCCAAAAUCAGCCGCCUACUCGCUGGCGGAGACCAGGCUCGCCCGUAUGAUCUGGACGAUGCCGUGACCUACAUCCACGAGUACAUCCGCAGUCAUGGAAACCAGCCAGUCAAGGUGUCAACGGCAACUGACUGGGCUCGGCAUUUUCGCCAUGAGAGCACGCCUGAAUUUCUGCGGACGCGGGUUAACCAGGCCUAUCGCCGACAGUACGGACGCGACGCGUUCGUUUAG
This is a messenger RNA of Akanthomyces muscarius, 675 nucleotides long. RefSeq lists its product as uncharacterized. Bases 1 to 675 code for a protein of 224 amino acids. The transcript has a single exon. NCBI's taxonomy places the organism in Eukaryota, Fungi, Ascomycota, Sordariomycetes, Hypocreales, Cordycipitaceae. The record is from RefSeq and is a predicted model, not a curated record.